This is a messenger RNA of Durusdinium trenchii, 672 nucleotides long. Lineage: Eukaryota; Dinophyceae; Suessiales; Symbiodiniaceae. The record is from the annotation of a GenBank genome assembly.
AUGCUUGUGAAGAUGCCCCGAAGUCUUUGCUAUUGUUAUUAUUCAAUUGGCUUGUCAACUGGCACACUGCGUCAGCGAAGCGUGACUGGAAUGGGAUCAUCGCAGAGUGCCGAUGGAGGAAACGUCAAAGAGCUCAAGGUAGUUGUGGUUGGCAUGCCUAAUGCUGGUGCCAAGUCCUUGGUAGCUCGAUGGACUACGGAUGCAUGGCUGGAGAAGCCAGAAAAAAACGAUCCAGGCUGGCAGCCUCUCAUGAGGCCCUUUGACAAGACCCAGCUCCACUUGCUGGCAGUGGGCUCCACGGUCGGUCUUUGGCAAGAGCAUAUUUCUACUGCUGACGUCCUGGUCUUUGUGGUUGAUGGCAGCGAUGAAUUUGAUGAGGCCGCAUUCAGCGAGUCCUUCAACAAGGCUGCUUUUGCUCUCAAAGAAGAAGCACCUGUGGUGAUCUUGGUGAACAAGGUAGAUGCAGAUCCAGAUGAUGACAGCAAAGAAGCUGCAAUGCGUGUGGCAGACAGCCCUGGUUCAGCCGUCCAAGCAAAAUGCAGUGCGGCAGUUGCUUCGUGUGCAGUUUCGCAGUCUGUCCGCCAAUGCAAGGCUUUAUUGAGCAGUGCCAAAAGCGGAUUCGGAUGUGAGGAGGCGAUCAGGGCCAUUUGCGGAGUGAGGCUAGUAUUCUGA